This is a messenger RNA of Nicotiana attenuata, 2946 nucleotides long. RefSeq names its product homeobox-leucine zipper protein MERISTEM L1-like. Bases 412 to 2610 code for a protein of 732 amino acids. Gene Ontology annotation, molecular function: lipid binding; DNA binding. Lineage: Eukaryota; Viridiplantae; Streptophyta; Magnoliopsida; Solanales; Solanaceae. The transcript has 12 exons. The record is from RefSeq and is a predicted model, not a curated record.
AAUUUAAACAUCAAUAUGAGCUGCCAAUUUUCCAACUUCUCUCUCUCUCCCCCCUUCUCUCUCAACAAUAACAUUAACACCUCCACCAGCCAUUAAUGCUAUUUCAUCCUCUCUAUACGCUCUGCAUUAACUCCUUCUACUGCAUCAUCUUCUUCACCUGCUCCCUUCCCCUCUUUUUCCUUCUCCAAAUCCUCUUUCAUUCCUUAAAUUCCCUUCACAAAAAAAGUUGUUCUUUCUUGUCCAUGAAAAAAAAGACACAAGUUUUCAGCCUGCAAAAAGUGGUUUAAUACUUUGUCCUGAAAACCAGAUCUAAACCCUUGGAGUUUAUUUGCUUCUCUUCUUGCUUUUGUCCAAGGCUCAUCACACAGACAAUGAAAAAUAUUUAGCUUUAAGAGAAAGGAUAAAGUCAAGAUGUUUAAGGGAAACAUGUUUGAUAGCCACCAUCAUUUGCUAGAUAUGUCCGCCCAUAAUAAAACACCAGAAAAUGAGAUGGACUUUAUUCGAGAUGAAGAAUUCGAGAGCAAAUCAGGUACUGAUAUCAUGGAAGCUCCUAAUUCAGGUGAUGAUCAAGAUCCAAAUCAACGUCCAAAUAAGAAGAAGCGUUACCACCGCCAUACUCAGCAUCAAAUCCAAGAAAUGGAAUCGUUUUUUAAAGAAUGCCCUCACCCUGACGAUAAACAAAGAAAAGAAUUGGGAAAACGACUAGCGUUGGAGCCUUUGCAAGUAAAGUUUUGGUUCCAAAACAAACGUACUCAAAUGAAGGCUCAACAUGAACGAUCUGAGAACACACAAUUGAGGAAUGAAAAUGAGAAGCUACGAGCUGAGAAUAUAAGAUAUAAAGAAGCACUUAGCAAUGCAGCAUGCCCAAAUUGUGGAGGGCCUGCAGCCAUAGGCGAGAUGUCCUUUGAUGAGCAGCACUUGAGGAUUGAAAAUGCUCGUCUUAGAGAAGAGAUUGACAGGAUAUCUGGAAUUGCUGCGAAAUAUGUUGGAGGGAAACCACUGCUUAAUUUUCCUCAAAUUCCUCCGCCUGAAGCAUCUUGCUCACUGGAUCUUGGUUUUAGGCCUCAAUCAAGCCUACUUGGAGAGAUGUACAGUGCUGGUGAUCUUCUCAGAACUGCAAUAUCAGGCCUUACAGAUGCUGAGAAGCCUAUUGUUAUUGAGCUUGCUGUUGCUGCAAUGGAGGAACUUAUUAGAAUGGCUCAAUCUGGAGAACCCUUAUGGAUGCCAAGCCCAAACAUCAAUUCUACUGAGAUAUUAAGUGAGGAGGAAUAUGUCAGAAAUUUCCCUCGAGGGAUUGGCCCAAAACCAUUGGCACUAAAAUCUGAAGCCUCAAGAGAAUCAGCAGUUGUUAUUAUGAAUCAUAUUAAUUUAGUUGAAAUUUUGAUGGAUGUGAACCAAUGGACAAAUGUUUUUGCUGGCCUAGUAUCAAAAGCAAUGACCCUUGAAGUAUUGUCUACUGGCGUAGCAGGAAAUUAUAAUGGAGCAUUGCAAGUGAUGACAGCUGAGUUCCAGGUUCCUUCUCCACUUGUUCCAACUCGUGAGAACUAUUUUGUGAGAUAUUGUAAACAACAUGCUGAUGGGACUUGGGCAGUGGUUGAUGUUUCCCUUGACAAUUUGCGCCCUACUUCAGUGUCGCGCUGCAGAAGAAGGCCAUCCGGUUGUUUAAUUCAAGAAUUGCCAAAUGGUUAUUCCAAGGUUACGUGGGUUGAACACGUUGAAGUGGAUGAAAAAGCUGUCCACAGCAUCUACAAACCUCUUGUCAAUUCAGGCCUUGCAUUUGGAGCAAAACGCUGGGUAGCAACAUUAGAUAGACAAUGUGAACGGCUUGCAAGUGCAAUGGCUAAUAACAUCCCAACAGGAGAUGUUGGAAUCAUCACAAGUCCAGCUGGACGAAAAAGCAUGUUAAAACUGGCUGAGAGAAUGGUGAUGAGUUUUUGUGCUGGUGUUGGUGCCUCGACAACUCACACGUGGACAACAUUGUCUGGAAGCGGUGCUGAUGAUGUUAGAGUCAUGACUAGAAAGAGUAUAGAUGAUCCAGGAAGACCUCCUGGUAUAGUCCUGAGUGCUGCAACAUCUUUUUGGCUUCCAGUUUCUCCUAAGAGGGUUUUUGAUUUUCUCCGGGACGAAAACUCUAGAAGUGAGUGGGAUAUUCUUUCAAAUGGAGGGCUUGUUCAAGAAAUGGCACAUAUUGCAAAUGGUCGUGAUCCUGGAAACUGUGUAUCUCUACUCCGUGUUAAUAGUGGAAACUCAAACCAGAGUAAUAUGUUGAUACUCCAAGAGAGCUCCACUGAUUCAACAGGCUCGUAUGUUAUUUAUGCACCAGUCGAUAUCGUUGCCAUGAAUGUGGUGUUAAGUGGUGGUGACCCUGACUAUGUUGCUCUCCUACCAUCUGGUUUUGCUAUCCUUCCAGACGGAUCGACAAUUCACAGUGGAGAUAAUCCAGAGGUUAUUAGUAAUGGUGGUGGAUCUUUAUUAACUGUUGCAUUUCAAAUAUUGGUUGAUUCAGUCCCUACUGCAAAACUUUCCCUUGGAUCAGUGGCGACUGUCAAUAGUCUCAUCAAGUGCACUGUUGAAAGAAUUAAAACAGCUGUAACAUGCGAAAAUGCUUGAUCCAAAUUUAUGUGGCAGACUUUGAAGAGAAAGGAGUUAAAAGAAAGUUGCAUUAUAUACAUGCAUUUGUGAGACAACGGGAAGGAGUCGAGAACGCACCUCAAGGAAAUCCUUGCAAUGUGGUGAGUUUGUUGUUUGGUUAAAAUUAGAUAAGCAGUAGGAAUUUCACCACCCUGCUAGGGUUUGUAGGUUCGGGUAUUGACUUCACCAGUACUGAACUUUUGAUAUGUAAACCAGGGCCUUAUUACUUAUCAGCAUAUAGUAUAAACUAGAAACAAAGCUUUUGUUUGGACUUUUUAAUUUCAGUUGGUAUAUUUCUUUGUGUUUUUGAAAGAA